This is a messenger RNA of Zymoseptoria tritici IPO323, 2325 nucleotides long. RefSeq lists its product as uncharacterized. The record is from RefSeq and is a predicted model, not a curated record. The coding region runs from base 1 to 2325 and encodes 774 amino acids. The transcript has 2 exons. NCBI's taxonomy places the organism in Eukaryota, Fungi, Ascomycota, Dothideomycetes, Mycosphaerellales, Mycosphaerellaceae.
AUGAGGGACGAGGACGAGCUGCGCGCGGAGGUUGAAGAGCGCCUUCUCCACGAUGCAGCCCAUCUGAAGCUUGCACAUCGUCAGAAGGUGAAUGUGCCUGACCAGAAUGCAGAAGGAGAGGAAGGUGACGGGUCAACCUACGUCACCUGCAAGGCGCUGGCGGACAGUCUGGCCGCGUGCGAGCUGGACUCGAAAGCGAUGCUUCAGUGGGGCCUGGCAAUGUCCGCCAAGCUGGCCAAGGUUGUGGAGGAGGAGAAGGCGAAUGAUCUCGAACGUGCCAAUGCGAAGAAGAAAAAGGCACGUAGCCGGGCUACGAAGACGAAGAAAGCAAGGUUGGCGCAAGCAGACGCUACAGCGGAUUGGAGGACUCUAGGAAAGAAGCCCGUAUCGGGAGCAAGACAUCCACAAGUCACCGCCACGCACAAAGGACUUCUGGCCAAGGCCACGGCUAUCGAGACCCCGGACUUCGAAAACAUUUCCUCCAAGGCAUACAACCCCGAGGUGGUCGAGUUCCGGGUUUACGGGUAUGUUGGAUUGGCGAAUCGUCAGAGCGGUCGUCAGGUGCAAGUUGCGCCACCCGUCCUGGAAGGCUUGUUGGCCUCUCGUCGGUUGGGUUCCCCGAAACACUCAGCCGCAGCGAUCGUGGUAGCGCUCCAGAACAAAGAGAAAUGGGACGCUCUACCUGAUCCACCUCGGCCGAUUGAUUUCUUGGACCAGCACCGUGUGCCGAUGAAGAUGGCAGCCUCAUCAAAGCGAAUUGAAAAAGUCGAGCUCGUGCACAUGGACAGGGCCGAGCUCCGCCUUUUCGAUUCGAACGAUACCGCUGGACCCAACCUGGUAUAUGGAUACACGCUGUGGUGGGUGCUGCGUCAAUUUCGAGGUUUGUCCCAGCUGUCGUCCUCGGAGCAGCGAUCGCAGUACGAGGCAAUAUUCGAGACAUAUCCCUGGCCGCUGCCCGAGUGGCAACAUCUCCAACUUGAAGAUGGCAAGUUCCCUUCGCCAAUCUGGACCCACUUCAACGACAAACAAAAGGAGUGCGAGGAGCUGAACCGCGUCCACUGUGUCCUCCAUCUCAGCUCAAAGUUCCCUCGCGCCAAGGGCACGGGGUUCAGUCACCUAUCAAACGGCUUGAGGAAACUCUUUGUGGCCGAGCACAGAAACACAUUCCAAUCAGUGCCCUUUCGACUCGUGGACUUUGAGCCGCAGUGGAUGACUAUCAAAGACGAGGAGGAAGAGGAGCCGGAGCCGCAGCGCGUGGCACAAACGAUCGUCCAGCAGGAUUCGCGGGAGAUGUACUUCAGAGGAGGCACCGAGGAAGACCACGCCUUGUUGGACGAGGACUUCAGUCUGGAAGGAGCCAACCGCCUCAAGCGGGUUUACACACGUCACGGAGUCCCCCGGGAGCACAAGCCGCUGCCACCAGCUCUCGAUCCUCGGGACAACGAGAACGAAGAGAACUGGCGAGACAGGUGGCGAAUGUUUCUCGAGCUCGUCAAGAAAUGUGCCAAACUUGGUCAGAUUUCGAUGCACGAUCUCAAUCAACCCGACGAAGAUCGCCAGAUACUUUGGGCUCACGACAUGGGAUCGGAACUCAGCUGGACCGACGUACAGAUCUACAUUAAAGACGGCAACGACCGAAAGGUUGUCUUCACGAUCGUAUUGGUAUUUCCGACCGACGACUCGUACCUACAGGACAUGGAGAGUCUGCUUCCUUUGGAUCCCAACACCGACGAAGUUAUGGCAAUGGUUGAAGCAGAGGAGAAGCGAGGUGACACUGCUAUCGCGACUUCGCCGAGAGAAGAAGGCGCUGCUGUGAUUAUCGAUAAGGACGGCGGCGGUGCGAACGAUGUCGACACUGGAGGCGUUCGUAACGAGGAGGUGGUCGACGCUACUGCUCUGACCAAGGAAAAGAAGCCGAUAAGUGCGCCUUCGACUCGCAGUCAGUCAAGUCGUCGGGCGGCUAGAGACAGAGCACGACCACUCAACUUUGACCCGAUGGGUGAUGGUGAUGACGAUAGUGCCGAUGCUACUCCGAGCAAAGGCGAUCGCUCGAAGCGUCUCGGUAGCCCCGUCCCUACCAGCGACCGCGCCGGAAAGAAGCUCAAGAUUGAUAGGAAGCGCGACGCUCAAAGUGCAUCUCCCGCCUCUGCGAGUCGACCAAAUAAGAAGCGGGCUACAGCCACCUCGGGGAUCACUUCUACAGAGAGACCUGCACCACAGGCGAAAAGCGGGAAAGCCACCCCCGAGCCCAAGUCCGCAGAAAGAGUGGUUGAUCAAUCAGACGAGCAAGUGGUCGAUAAGCAUUGGGAAAGCUUGGACGAUUAG